UUUAGUAACUUUCUCAUAAGUGAGAUAUUUUUAAGUUUCAAAUGUUUUCCAAAACAGUGAGCGGUGCAUAUUUGCGUUUUAGAAGGGACAUUUCCCCUCAGAAAGCUAAAGGGGAAUGUCCCAUGGCAGAAUGGCCGACAUGUACUCUGUUCUAACCCAGGUCUGUAGGAUAUGAUUAAGUGGCAUGGAUUUGAGUGAUCAAUAAAUGCUUUGUGACCGACAUGUACUCUGUUCUAACCCAGGUCUGUAGGAUAUGAUUAAGUGGCAUAGAUUUGAGUGAUCAAUAAGUGCUUUGUGACCGACAUGUACUCUGUUCUAACCCAGGUCUGUAGGAUAUGAUUAAGUGGCAUGGAUUUGAGUGAUCAAUAAGUGCUUUGUGACCGACAUGUACUCUGUUCUAACCCAGGUCUGUAGGAUAUGAUUAAGUGGGAUGGAGUUGAGUGAUCAAUAAGUGCUUUGUGACCGACAUGUACUCUGUUCUAACCCAGGUCUGUAGGAUAUGAUUAAGUGGCAUGGAUUUGAGUGAUCAAUAAAUGCUUUGUGACCGACAUGUACUCUGUUCUAACCCAGGUCUGUAGGAUAUGAUUAAGUGGCAUGGAUUUGAGUGAUCAAUAAGUGCUUUGUGACCGACAUGUACUCUGUUCUAACCCAGGUCUGUAGGAUAUGAUUAAGUGGCAUGGAUUUGAGUGAUCAAUAAAUGCUUUGUGACCGACAUGUACUCUAUUCUAACCCAGGUCUCUAGGAUAUGAUUAAGUGGCAUGGAUUUGAGUGAUCAAUAAGUGCUUUGUGACCGACAUGUACUCUGUUCUAACCCAGGUCUGUAGGAUAUGAUUAAGUGGGAUGGAGUUGAGUGAUCAAUAAGUGCUUUGUGACCGACAUGUACUCUGUUCUAACCCAGGUCUGUAGGAUAUGAUUAAGUGGCAUGGAGUUGAGUGAUCAAUAAGUGCUUUGUGACCGACAUGUACUCUGUUCUAACCCAGGUCUGUAGGAUAUGAUUAAGUGGCAUGGAUUUGAGUGAUCAAUAAGUGCUUUGUGACCGACGUACUCUGUUCUAACCCAGGUCUGUAGGAUAUGAUUAAGUGGCAUGGAUUUGAGUGAUCAAUAAGUGCUUUGUGACCGACAUGUACUCUGUUCUAACCCAGGUCUGUAGGAUAUGAUUAAGUGGCAUGGAUUUGAGUGAUCAAUAACUGCUUUGUGACCGACAUGUACUCUGUUCUAACCCAGGUCUGUAGGAUAUGAUUAAGUGGCAUGGAUUUGAGUGAUCAAUAAAUGCUUUGUGACCGACAUGUACUCUAUUCUAACCCAGGUCUCUAGGAUAUGAUUAAGUGGCAUGGAUUUGAGUGAUCAAUAAGUGCUUUGUGACCGACAUGUACUCUGUUCUAACCCAGGUCUGUAGGAUAUGAUUAAGUGGCAUGGAUUUGAGUGAUCAAUAAGUGCUUUGUGACCGACAUGUACUCUGUUCUAACCCAGGUCUGUAGGAUAUGAUUAAGUGGCAUGGAUGGAAAUGGGGAGGUGGACUAUUUGCUGCAAGUUGAAGACUCAAUCAUAGAAGGAGUCAGCAACCCAGUCUUGUUUGUGGUCGUUCUCAGUGUCACGUUCUUGUGUGGACUGGUAACUCUGCUCUGCAGAAAUGAGCAGCAGAACAUCCACCCAGAGAACCAGGAACAUGUCCGUGCCGUCCGACAGCAGCUGCAGUCUGACUCACAGGAAGGUGAACCAACAGAGCCCAGGCAGCAGUUCUAUACAGACAUGUCCUGUCCAGUGUGUCUACAGCAGGCCGUGCUGCCCGUUGAAACCAACUGUGGACAUCUCUUCUGUGGUUCUUGUAUAAUUGCAUAUUGGCGAUAUGGGACAUGGCUUGGUGCUAUCAACUGUCCCAUCUGCAGACAAAUGGUGACCCUGCUGUUCCCUCUCUUCCAUGAGCAUGCCGCCCCUCAGCAGGUACAGGAUGGAACAGUUGAUCCGCUCCUCAUCCUCCGGGAUCUCGGCGACUACAACCGCAGGUUCUCCGGACAACCCAGAUCUCUGAUGGACCGGCUGCGUGACGUGCCCACGUUGCUGCGCCACCUCUUCAGGGAGAUGUUCUCCGUAGGGGGCCUGUUCUGGAUGUUCCGGAUCCGUGUCCUGCUGUGUCUGAUCGGGGCUCUGACCUACCUGAUCUCCCCUCUGGACUUCAUCCCCGAGGCUCUGUUCGGCCUGCUAGGCUUCCUGGACGACUUCUUCAUCAUCCUGCUUCUGUUCAUCUAUAUCUCUAUCAUGUAUAGAGAGGUGGUGACCCAGAGACUGGCAGCGUGAUGGAGAGAGGUGGUGACCCAGAGACUGGCAGCGUGAUGGAGAGAGGUGGUGACCCAGAGACUGGCAGCGUGAUGGAGAGAGGUGGUGACCCAGAGACUGGCAGCGUGAUGAAGAGAGGUGGUGGACCCAGAGACUGGCAGCGUGAUGGAGAGAGGUGGUGACCCAGAGACUGGCAGCGUGAUGGAGAGAGGUGGUGGAGAGAGGUAGUGACCCAGAGACUGGCAGCGUGAUGGAGAGAGGUGGUGACCCAGAGACUGGCAGCGUGAUGGAGAGAGGUGGUGACCCAGAGACUGGCAGGGUGAUGGAGAGAGGUGGUGACCCAGAGACUGGCAGGGUGAUGGAGAGAGGUGGUGACCCAGAGACUGGCAGGGUGAUGGAGAGAGGUGGUGACCCAGAGACUGGCAGGGUGAUGGAGAGGUGGUGACCCAGAGACUGGCAGGGUGAUGGAGAGAGGUGGUGACCCAGAGACUGGCAGGGUGAUGGAGAGAGGUGGUGACCCAGAGACUGGCAGGGUGAUGGGAGAGGUGGUGACCCAGAGACUGGCAGGGUGAUGGAGAGAGGUGGUGACCCAGAGACUGGCAGGGUGGUGGAGAGAGGUGGUGACCCAGAGACUGGCAGCGUGAUGGAGAGAGGUGGUGGAGAGAGGUGGUGACCCAGAGACUGGCAGCGUGAUGGAGAGAGGUGGUGACCCAGAGACUGGCAGCGUGAUGGAGAGAGGUGGUGGAGAGAGGUGGUGACCCAGAGACUGGCAGGGUGAUGGAGAGAGGUGGUGACCCAGAGACUGGCAGCGUGGUGGAGAGAGGUGGUGACCCAGAGACUGGCAGCGUGAUGGAGAGAGGUGGUGACCCAGAGACUGGCAGCGUGAUGGAGAGAGGUGGUGACCCAGAAACUGGCAGGGUGAUGGAGAGAGGUGGUGACCCAGAGACUGGCAGCGUGAUGGAGAGAGGUGGUGGAGAGAGGUGGUGACCCAGAGACUGGCAGGGUGAUGGAGAGAGGUGGUGACCCAGAGACUGGCAGGGUGAUGGAGAGAGGUGGUGACCCAGAGACUGGCAGCGUGAUGGAGAGAGGUGGCCCGGGACCCAGAGACUGGCAGCGUGAUGGAGAGAGGUGGCCCGGGACCCAGAGACUGGCAGCGUGAUGGAGAGAGGUGGUGACCCAGAGACUGGCAGGGUGAUGGAGAGAGGUGGCCCGUGACCCAGAGACUGGCAGCGUGAUGGAGAGAGGUGGUGACCCAGAGACUGGCAGGGUGAUGGAGAGAGGUGGUGACCCAGAGACUGGCAGCUUGAUGACACCCGUUCAGUUCGGCUGCGGGGAAAUUUGAUUGUGAUGCAGGACCCAGGAGGACAAUCUAUGCCAUGGACAUAGUUACUGAUCAUUCAGGUCAAAGGUCAAUUAGCUUCAGGUCAAAGACACAGGGAGAGUGCUCUGUUGCUCUGGACUGGAGUUCCAUCAUGCAGAAGUGUGGGGACUAGUUAACGGGUCUGUUGGCAAAAUGUUUGUUAUUGGCAGGUUGUUAUUUCAUCAGUUGACGUAAUCCUAUUGAAUAUGCUAAUCUAAAAUGUGUGUGUGUGUGAGAGUGAGACGGGGCUGGGACAAUAAACUGAUAAUUACUGA
Molecule: messenger RNA, 3909 nt
Organism: Oncorhynchus masou masou (cherry salmon)
Lineage: Eukaryota; Metazoa; Chordata; Actinopteri; Salmoniformes; Salmonidae
Product: E3 ubiquitin-protein ligase RNF170-like
Exons: 7
Coding region: 1495-2295 (266 amino acids)
Molecular function (GO): ubiquitin protein ligase activity
Source: RefSeq, a predicted model, not a curated record